AUGACGGACGAAGUGCCGCAUCCCAAGUCCAUCCUCCGCGGUCACAAAGCCCAGGUCCACGCUCUCGCGUUCGUACGCGGCAACGAGAGACUGGCCAGUGGAGAUGCAGAAGGUUUUGUCGUUCUCUGGGACCUCACAAUCUUGCGCCCAACGGCGGUAUGGAGACCCCAUGAGAAUGCUAUUUUGGGCAUCGAGGGCUGGGGAGACGACCGCAUCAUCACCCAUGGCCGGGAUCACAGGCUCGCCGUUUGGCAAUUGGGUCCUAAGGACGAGUCACAUCUUAGCAAGAAGCUCCCGCUCGAUGAGACGCCUGAACCAAGACCUCAGCCCUGGCUGCUACACCUCAUCGGGGUCAACACCAUGAAUUUCUGCUCCUUCGCUUCAUGCGUUCCGCUGUCUGAGGGCGCGUCCGAGACUACGAAUUUGUUGCUCGCCGUACCAAACACGUUGGCUUCGGAGUCGGUCGACGUGUAUGAGUUACCCUCUAAAAAACGUCUUCACACCGUAAAAACCACGGAAAAGAACGGCAUGGUCAUGGCCCUAGCCCUCCUGUACGUCGACGGAGUCUCCUCGACGGCGCCAUCCGCCAAUAGCCAGUUAACCCUCGUUGCCGGGUACGAGAAUGGCCUGGCAACGGUUAGGCAGUUCGCUGGCGGCACAUGGAACACCAUCUACUUGUCCCAAGUGCACAACCAACCCAUUCUUUCGCUAGCCGUGGUCGCAGACCAGGGUUAUUUUCUUACCUCCGGUGCGGAUGCAGUAGUGGCCAAACACCCUAUCCCCGGCCCUAACCCCGCUGUCGACGGGAAUCUCGUACAACAACCGUUGAAAAUACUGAACACCAAGCACUCAGGCCAACAGGGCCUACGCAUCCGCGACGACGGCCGCAUCUUCGCUACCGCGGGCUGGGACUCGACCAUUCGCGUAUACUCGGCUAAGACCCUCAAGGAGGUGGCGACGCUAAAAUGGCACCAAGUUGGAUGUUACGCCGUUGCAUUGGCCAAUGUUAAGGCGGCUCCUCGAGCUCAUGAGACCCGAGGCGCCUCACGCGAUCUCAUUUCUCAUACGGGCCAAAUCAGUGUCAAGGACAGACGCAUACAACAGGCGCAGAGUGCUCACUGGCUGGCAGCUGGCAGCAAGGAUGGCAAAAUAUCCUUGUGGGAUAUCUUCUGA
This is a messenger RNA of Colletotrichum graminicola M1.001, 1173 nucleotides long. Its product is annotated as WD domain-containing protein. Gene Ontology annotation, molecular function: protein binding. NCBI's taxonomy places the organism in Eukaryota, Fungi, Ascomycota, Sordariomycetes, Glomerellales, Glomerellaceae. The record is from RefSeq and is a predicted model, not a curated record. The coding region runs from base 1 to 1173 and encodes 390 amino acids. The transcript has 3 exons.